AUGGAUGAAGACACGGAUCCUACAGAACCAGCACGUGGUACGCCCACGCACCCGAUUGAGAUCUCCGAUGGAUCUUCCUAUCAUGGUCCGCAGUACCAAGGCCCAGACAGCUUCAUGGCCUUGUUUGAUCAACAUGAGUGGUAUUAUACACCAUCUCAACAAGCAUCGCAGCAGCAGCAACAACAUCCACGAGAUCCUUCCGAGGAUCCCCACUUCGAGGCAGUGACGCCACCGCCUCCCCCAGCUACUCAGCCAGUAAUGCCCGAUCCGCCAAGGCGUAGAAGAUCAGGCGCAAGAAUGUCUACCCGUGGAGGGGAAUUCCACUUUAGCACCCCUCGACAUUCAAGUAGCCAUUAUCCAUCCGUACCGGAGGAAGGGCCUUCAAGCCCAGUUCAAGAGGCGAACUCCGCACCAGUUGCGCCAUCUUCGCCACCAUUUGGGGACGACCGCCCAUUGCCUCCGUACGCAACGGCUUAUAACCCGUUUGAGCCAACGUCGCAAGCUCACUACAACUACAAUUACGAGCGCAACCCAUAUGUGGUAGCGUCAAGAUUCAAGUUACAAAUGGCGGAUCCUAACGGAGUAAACAGCCAUACAAGCGAAGAGGAUUACGAUAAUGCGCAGGUGCAUCUGACCGGCGCCCAACUAAAGGCUCUAAUUGAUAAUGCUGUUCAGGCGGCUCUUGACCGUCAAUACACCGAGUCCAACAGCAGAUGCGGUCCGUUUGAGGACCAUAAGGAGCAAGGAGGCUGA
Helianthus annuus (common sunflower) is the source of this 753-nucleotide messenger RNA. RefSeq names its product protein HOMOLOG OF MAMMALIAN LYST-INTERACTING PROTEIN 5-like. The transcript is spliced from 3 exons. Bases 1 to 753 code for a protein of 250 amino acids. NCBI's taxonomy places the organism in Eukaryota, Viridiplantae, Streptophyta, Magnoliopsida, Asterales, Asteraceae. The record is from RefSeq and is a predicted model, not a curated record.